AGUUCUGCCCAUACCUUGGGAAGUCAGACUUGGCCAUGAUAGUCCAUGCUCUUGUCACAUCUUGAAUAGACUACUGCAACGUGCUCUGUGUGUGAUUGCCUUUGAAGAUUGUUCAGAAGCUUCAAAUAGUCCAAUGGGCAGCAGCCAGAUUACUUGCUGGAACGAUGUACAGCAGGGAGUGUACACCCCCUCCCCUUGUGUCAGCUCCAUUGACUACCAGUUUGCUACCAAGCACAAUUCAAAGUGCUGCCUUUGGUCUAUAAAGCCCUAACAAGGUUCCGAUCCAACAUACCUGUCCAAAUGUAUCUUUCCCUAUGAACCGGUGAGAGCAUGAAGAUCUGCCGGGGAGGCCCUGCUCUCGAGCCUGCCUCCUUCGCAGGUGCGGUUGGUGGGGACGAGACAGGGCCUUUUCAGUGGUGGCCGUUCAGCUGUGGAACUCCCUUCUCAGGGAAAUUUGAUCAGCUCCCUCUCUCCUGACCUUCAGAAAGAAACUGAAAACAAGGCUAUGCGUUCAAGCCUUUGGAGAACGGGCAGUGCAAUUGGUGGCAAUGAAGUAAGCAUAAUACAAUUGGAAUGGCCCCUGUACUGUGACCUUGGAUUUGUGUGGUUUUAAUAGCUGAUUUUAAUGUAUUAAUAUAAUGUUGUAAUGUUAUGAUUUUGAUUUUUCGAUUUUUCAAUGUUUUAUAUUUAUGUAUAUUAUAUCUGUUGUUUGUAUGGCAUUGAAUAUUGCCCUCUUCUAAGCUGUUCUGAUUCCUCUUUGGGGUGAGAAGAAUGGGAUAAAAAUCUAGUAAAUGAAUGAAUAAUAAAUGGCCUUAGGGUUGCUGUAACUCAGAGAUAUCAACUGAAAAUACCACUUCUGAGUAUUCUUUGCCUAAGAAAACCCUAUGAUAUUCAUGGGAUUGCCAUAAGUUGACUUGAAGGCAAAUUGACACAUGCAGAUUUCCCACUCAAAUUAUAACCAGGAUGGAGAGUCUUUUCCAGGUUUUGCUGGAAUUUCUAUCAUAAACCUAUGGUGUUUCAAUAAAAGGUAUUUUGUGUGAUGCCUUUAAAAGUAUUUAGCAUAUGUCAUUGCUGGAGAUGAAAAAACAAAAGAAACUCUUGUCUUGUGUACUGUUGUCUCAAACACUUCAUUUUACAAUAUUUAGAAGAUGUACUACUUAAAAGAUUGAGAAGAGGUGAAGAGAGAUAGUUUAAAUGAAAUGUUUCUAUGUGGGCUAAAAAAAUCUUCUGGUUUUUGUUCUCUGAAUAUAAAAUCAUAUUCACCUUUCUAACAGCAAUAAACCAGUAGAUUUUGUAGUUCUACAAUAAUCUUCCUUUUCUGAAGAAUCAGAACAAACUCGGGAUAACUCAUCAGACAUUAAAAAUAUUCAGGGGAGAAGUUCUUCUAAGCAGCCCUUUGUUUCCUGCUUUAAUAUUUCAUGAACAUGUGAUAUUGUUUUAAAGCUUGCCGUGAUGGUCUUGUGAAGUUUAAUAUUUAAAGCAGAUGGCUGCUUUAAUAAGAUGGUUGCUAUGGAAACUGCACUGUGAAAGCAGUGGUUUGUGUAAUGUGUGGUCUCCUUGCUAAACAGCUGAAACAUUCUUGAAGCAAACACUUGGAAGAGUGUUAUAAGAUGGAAUAUGAAAAUGUAAUCAGCUCAUCUGGCUGGAAUCUUGAUUUUAAGUGAGAUCCAUUGGAACUGGAAAGUUGAUGCUUUGUUGGCUUUCUAAAGAUUUCCUUGAAGCUUCAUGGAGAGUGGGUGGAGAUACAGUAAGAGGGCAACCUUGUGGAUGGCCCCAGAGUAGGCCAGAUGGAACAGGACAUAACCAACCAUGUUGAAGGCAAUAGUUUGAGCCCAUUUCUAAUUCCACAUCCUUCUCAUGUUUGCCAGACAGAGCCUUUGUCAGUGAAGCUGCAGAAUGGAAGCCCAUCAGCCGAGAAGGCCCACGUUGAAGUAAAUGGCAAUGAUUCAUGGCUGCAUUUCAAGGAUAGCUAUGGAAUGAAGUAUGCUGUGAAAGGAAAAGCAAAUAAUCGAGUAAGCCCUGAUCUCAUGCAGGAAAGGAGAAGUUGUCAUAAAUAUAUGCAAAAUGGUGGGAUAAAACGCACUUUCAGUGAUCCAUCCCUGUAUGGGCUUUACCAGAACAAGAAACUUAAACAAGAUGAAGAAGCAAAAGGAGGGAAAGAGGCCUUCUUAGAUGAUGGUGAUCAACCAGAUCAACCAGAUAUUUCUAAUGCAUGUAAUAAUAAGGACUUGGCAGGUUUUAGGGUGGAACAAAGUGCAGCUUCAGUUCUUAUACAGUCUUCAAGAUACAACUGUGGUGCUUUAAAAUCUCCUCAUGCUCCUCAAAUUCAGAAUGAACUGGAGAAUAAAGACAUUAAUUGCCACAAGAGAGACAUUGUCUUGCUACACAAGAACAAGGCAGUGCCAAUACCUAAUGGUGCUAUCGUUACUGCCUCUUCUAUGGAAAACAUGCAUGGCGAACUCCUUGAGAAAACACUUUCUCAGUAUAAUCCAGACCAUGUUUCCAUUGCAAUGCAAAAAUCCACAUCUCUUACAAAUGCCAUAAGUACUCAGGCUACUAAUGAGUUGGCUUGUGGCACACCACAUUCAUCCGAUACCUCAGGGCAGAUCAGCUCCCCACAAACCUCAAAUUCUGAGCUGCCUCAGGUGCUAUCUUCUGUGGCUACUAAGAUCCACAGUACUGAAAACUCCAGUAAACCACCUAUAUUGCCAGCUUGCUACACUUUUCAGAAUCCAGAACUUCAGUUACAGAAGGAAAAGUCAGAAAAUGCACGCCAGUCACCUGCAGAGAACUUUGUCCCAGGAGAUACGGGGCAGGUUCCCAAUUUGGAUUACUCACGAACCAAUCAAAAUUUCUCACUAAAUCCUAAUAGCAACUCGGAAGCUCAAAACAAUAGCUUGAAAAUAUUGUCAGAGCCUUCUGGUGAAAAUGGUGCUUUAUUUCAACAAAAUUCCAUGUUCAAGAAGGAUUCUUUUAGUUCACCUUCAGUUGCAUCUUCCUCUCCAACUCCAGAAAUAAACAGUAUUCUGUCUACUGAGGGUUCAGAAGGCCAUAAUAACACUUCUGAGACUCAAAGUCAAAUGAACCAUUUUAAAGAAGAGAAAGAUGGAGAGCAACAGCUACAAGGGGAAAUUGCAACACAGAUUCCUGACUUUUGCCAGCAAACACUAAGUUUGCAACAGGGUCUUCAACAAGGUGCUCAGGCUUCAUCUGGCAAUGAAACUGAUCCAGUGCUCUCAGUGACAUCAGGAGUCAGAGAACAAUACCCCAAUGAAAUGACACCAGGAAUCAGCCAACAAUAUCCCAAUGAACUGCAGAUCAAACUGGAGCCUCACAUUCAAGACACACAAUUAUUAGGAAGCCAUAAGGAUCUGCAACAUUUUCAGCAUCUCUAUGGCCAAAUGAAUCAGGAAAAUCUUGCUGAUAAUGAAAAAGAUACAGUAAAAAAUCAGUUUCAACAGUUAAGGUCUCACCUGCAGUCUUCGUGGACAGGAAUGACUUCUCCUCACUUUCAUCCCAAUGAGUCUCCCCAAAAAUCAAAUGAGGUGCUUUUGAGGACAAUGCUUCAGUUCCAGUCAAAUUCAUCAGAGCAGACACAUCCAGAGCAGUAUUCUGAAAAUCCUGAUAGGUCGAAAGGCCAUACAGAACAAGCAUGCUACCAGAAUAUCACACAAUGUGAGCAAAUACCAGCACUAUACAAGAAUGAGGUGACCCAGUUGCCUCCUCACCUUACAGCCAACCAGCAAAUGCAUUUUCAAAAACAUUCACCCCCACAGCCUACAAAGAUGAAUACUAUGUUGAAAUCCCAUGAACAGCAGCAAAAUGCAAAGCACUUUCACUUUGAGGCACGAGCAGAACAUCACAAUGAAGAGUCUUUGGAAGCACAGUUAAAACCACAGCACUUAAAUCCUCCACCACAGGAGAAUGAGCAAUUUUUACGUUCACAUAUUUUGCAACAGAUGCUCCAGACUCAGCCAGUACAACUGCCACAGAAUCCACAAAUAACCAUGAGCUCCCAGCAGCAAGCAUUGCAAAUGAAAAACAGAGACCUUCCCCAGACAUUUUCCCAUUCACAUAGCAGUCAAGAGCAACAACUGGAAGGAACUUCAUUUAGUCAAUUUAAAUUAGAGGAAUUUGAAACAGCGAACAAUAACUUCAAAUCAAGUGAGUUCCCAAUGCAGAACCCCCAGACCAGACUGGACCAUGGAUCAGGUAUCAACAAUCAUGCUUUCAAAGUAAAUACUAUCGAAAAGCAUUCCUACCCAAACAACAUGCACUUAAUCCCUGAGAAAAGGGAAAAGCUUAUGAACACUGAGCUGUUUGCAGAAAACAUGACACAUGACUUACAGCAUAUGCAAUAUUAUUCAAAUAGUAUGACCCCAAAACAAGAUACAUCCCAGUGUUUUCAGGAUCAGAAGCCACAGUCUCCGCUAGGAUCAGCUCCACAACGGCCCUUCCAGCAAACACAGGAAUAUCCAAAUUUUACCUCCAACAUGUGUAGCCAGCAAGCUACCCAGAUUCAACCGAGUUACUUGCCAUAUAGUCAGCAAACAGUAUCUAAUGCAAUAGAUCAAAGGGAAUGCCAGAUUACAUCUCAACCCCAUAGAGAUUUUCAAAAACAUGCUGCUCUCCGGUGGCAUAUUUUAAACAAGCAAGAGCAGCAACUUAACCAAAACAAAUCUGACACAUGUCACAUUAUGGGUCACAACAAACCUAUCAAACCUGAAGCUGGUUCCAAGUUGAAUGCAUGCCUUCCUCAGUUGGCUGGGCAGUUGGAAAACAAGACAUGGAAGAAAACGAUCAAACAAGAAGUUCAGAACUUUAGUUGUGAGAACAUGCAACAAAGGAGUAUUAUUGAAACCAUGGAGCAGCAGCUGAGACAGAUUCAGGUCAAAACACCCUUUGAUCACAAGUCCCUUACUAUCAAAUCACCAAAACAUAUAAAAGUUGAAUCUGCAGGACCCAUCACUAUUCUGUCAAGAAAUUACAAUGCUGCAGAAUUUCAUGCUUCAUCCUUAGAUCAACAAGCUGUUCAUUCUAAUGAAAAAACGCCAACCAAAAGAACUGCUGGAACAGCCUUCAAUCAUUUUUUAGAGUCACCUUCCAAGUUAUUUGAUACUCCUGUCAAAAACUUGCUGGAUACACCUGUCAAAACCCAGUACGAUUUCCCCUCAUGCAGCUGUGUUGAACAGAUUAUUGAGAAAGAUGAAGGUCCUUUCUAUACUCAUCUGGGAGCUGGUCCCAAUGUGGCUGCUAUUAGACAAAUCAUGGAAGAACGAUAUGAACAGAAAGGCAAAGCCAUAAGGAUAGAAAGGAUUGUCUACACAGGCAAAGAAGGCAAAAGUGCCCAAGGAUGCCCAAUUGCCAAAUGGGUGAUUCGUAGAGGUAGCACUGAAGAAAAACUCCUGUGUUUGGUGCGGGAACGUGCGGGUCACAGCUGUGAAACAGCAGUGAUAGUUGUGCUCAUCUUGGUGUGGGAAGGAAUUCCUCAGAGCCUUGCAGACAAGCUGUAUUCCGAUCUAUCUGAGACUUUAAGGAAGUACGGCACACUUACAAACCGCCGGUGUGCUCUAAACGAAGAACGAACUUGUGCAUGCCAAGGCCUGGACACUGAGAGCUGUGGUGCAUCUUUUUCUUUUGGUUGUUCAUGGAGCAUGUACUACAAUGGAUGUAAAUUUGCUAGAAGCAAGAUCCCAAGAAAGUUUAAACUAUUAGGAGAUGAUCCAAAAGAGGAAGAAAAACUAGAAACCAGUCUUCAAACACUAUCAACACUAAUGGCUCCUACUUACAAAAAACUGGCACCUGAUGCUUACAACAACCAGAUUGAAUAUGAACACAGAGCACCUGAGUGUCGGCUGGGCUUAAAAGAGGGUCGCCCAUUCUCAGGGGUCACUGCCUGUCUGGAUUUUUGUGCUCAUGCUCACAGGGACUUGCAUAAUAUGCAGAAUGGCAGUACAUUGGUAUGCACACUAACUAGAGAAGACAAUCGUGAAAUUGGUCAAACACCAGAAGAUGAACAACUGCAUGUGCUCCCUUUGUACAAAAUCUCCAAUAUAGAUGAAUUUGGAAGCACAGAAGGACAAGAGGAAAAAAAGCGGAAUGGUAGCAUUCAGGUCCUCAGUUGUUUUCGGCGAAAAGUAAGGAUGCUGGCCGAACCGGUUAAGACUUGUCGGCAAAAAAAGCUGGAAGCCAGGAAAGCAGCAAGUGAAAAACUGGCUGCUAUGGAGAAUGGGUCCAGCAAACAUGACAAAGAAAAAGCAGCAACUGCACGUUCAAAACAGGCCAACACAGAGCAAUCAGGUCAUGCAAAACAGUUAGCAGAUCUAUUACGACUUUCAGGACCAGCCAUCUCCCAGCAGCAGUUGUAUCAGCAUCCAUACCAUGCCCUCCCUGCUAAAUCUCAGACAAACCACAUCAACGCGUACUCCGCUUCAGGUUCUACAAACCUUUACAUGGGUCUCCCUAACCCAGCCAAUCCAUAUUCAAACUCUUCACAUGCUCCAGAAUCUUACAGAGGGUCUAAUCCCAUGAAUAUCUACCCAACAUCUUCACAGCCUACAGGAGCUUAUUUAAAUUCUUCCAGCCUUGUGAAUCCCUACUCUGUACAUUUGGGUCAAAAUAGCCAAUAUCCCCAUUAUCAAUGUAAUGGAAAUCUGCCUAUGGACAAUUGUUCCUCCUACUACAGUUCCUAUUCUUCUCAGCCUCAGCAUAUGGACUUGUUUAGAUAUCAGAGCCAAGAUUCUCUAUCUAAACUAAGUCUACCUCCAAUUCAUACAUUAUAUCAACAUAGAUUUGGAAAUAGCCAGAAUUUUGGUCCCAGGUACUUGAAUUACGGAAACCAAAAUGUGCAGGUCGAUGCAUUCAACAGUUGCACCAUUCGGCCAAAUGUUCAGCAUGCAGGUUCUUUCCCUCCUUACUCCACACAUGAGGCUGAGGACCCUUUUAUGGACAUUGCCUCCAGACUGAAAUCUAGUCUAAAUAAUCCGGGCAUGGACUACAUAAAUAAAAACAGUGAUCAUCUAUAUCCCCCUCCGCACCUAACUCAUGACUACCAAUCUACUGCAGGUAUGUUCAGCGGUCCUCCUCAUUCACUCCAUCUCCAAAAUAAGGAUAGUCAAACAACUAAUGGGUUGUCAAACAUGCUUCCAGAUCUUAAUCCUAAUAGAACUGCUUCCCAAGAGGGUGUAAAUAAAACUGAGGUUCUCAACCAGCCAGAGGAUCCUGACGAUGUUUGGUCAGACAAUGAACAGAGCUUCCUGGAUCCUGAUAUUGGAGGUGUGGCAGUUGCUCCGUCUCAUGGGUCAAUUCUCAUAGAGUGUGCAAAACGUGAACUCCAUGCAACAACCCCACUGAAAAAUCCUAACAGGAACCACCCCACAAGGAUAUCGCUUGUCUUCUACCAGCACAAAAGUAUGAAUGAGCCGAAGCAUGGUCUAGCUUUAUGGGAGGCCAAGAUGGCUGAGAAGGCUAGAGAGAAAGAGGAGGACUGUGAAAGGUAUGGUCCAGAUUACGUGCCUCAGAAAGUUCAUGGUAAAAAGGUAAAGCGGGAGCCUGUUGAAUUGAAUGAGAACUUGGAACCCACCUACAUGCGCUUCAUCAGGUCUCUUGCACAAAGGACGAUGUCGCUCACCACAAACUCCACAGUUACCACAUCUCCAUAUGCCUUUACACGGGUUACAGGGCCUUACAACCGAUAUAUAUAGAAGUCAAAUCUCUGUUCAUUACCUCAUCUGUUUAUUUUUGUUUUUAAAUGUCAGUAUGGUGAUCAUUCUUUCUAGGCUGUGGGCAGGGAAAGGGCAAGAGACAGUAUUUUUGUUUUUAACUUGUUGAUGCGAAAACUUCCUCAUACCAGCAUAAGAGGUGAUGCUACCAUUGCAUUCAUUUGGUAAGUUGUGGCAAAUAACAUGUUAAGAGUUCAAACCAAAGCACCCUAUGCAAAAUUAAUAAAUUAAGUGAUAGUCAGGAGUUAACUGAAACACUGGCUGAACUACUGGAAGAGAAAAUCCAUAUUCGUAAAAUGCAUCACUGAUCAUUUUUAAUGAAAGGAAGUACAGUAACAAAGGUUUGUUUGUUUUAUAAAAUAAAAAAUACUGUAGUAUUUCAGUAGCAGAAAUUUAAAAAUUCCACCAGGUGCUGAAUAUACUGUGCUGAAAUACAAGAAAUGCUGCUUUUUAUCAUGCAGGGGUUCUUUUCUGUCUGUAAGCUUAAUAUUGACUUGAUUUUUAUUAAUCAGGAUAGCUACAUAUUUAACAAGGUAUACAAAUAAAAACACUGAAUUUGUUUGGCUAUUCUAAAACAUGGUGCUAUAUAUAAGAAUGGUGUCUAACAGUUUUAAUGUCUUUUAUUAACAAUGAUUAAGUUAAAAGUAUACUCUGCUCUCCUUGAACAGGAACUUUUUAAUUUUGCAUUUGUAUCCAGUUUAGCCCAAUUCUUUUUUUAAAAAACCCAGUUUUUAAAUUUGGGAAGUGAAAUGAGUCAUGAUCUAACAAAACUAUACACGGGCAAUGAAAUGAUUGUAUGUAAAGCCAAUGGUCUACCUAAAUCUUUACAUAACAAUCUUUACAUUCAAAUUCUUUUUCAGCACAUGUGCAAACAAAAGUAUGUUUCAGACCAGAGUUUUAAAACAUUUCUUAUGCCUACAACUUCCAGAAUCCCCAGCUGAAAGAUUUUGGGAGUUGUUGUCUAAGCUAACUUUCCUAGGUGCUUAUUUGGACAUAAAUGUGCCAUAAUAUAUCAGUACUAGAUGAUGAUGGUGGUGAUGAUGAUCAUGAUGAUGAUGAUGAUGAUGAUGUAGUAAUAGUAUUAUGGUAUUAUGUAUUCUCCCUUCUUCUCUUCUCCAUGCAUCCAUGAGAAGGUAUCAAGUAUUUUCCCCUGUUUUUACCAGAACUUAUCCAAAUGGGAGAAAUACUAUCUUGUGAUUGGCAAACAAGUUGCAGUUAAACCACAAAGUAUAAUCCUGGUUUGUUAACAAACCAUAAUUUAAAAUAACAUUUAUUUUCUAAGUUUGGUUGUAAAUAUAAAUCCUGCUUAGUCUGAAAUGCAAUGUGAAUCAUUCCAUCUCUUUUUUGUGGUAACAUGAAUUAGGAAAGGAGUGAAGACUCACUGAAUAGCAGAAUCAUGGAAUCAUAGACCUCAUCUAUACUGAUCAUUCAAUACAGUUUCAGACCAGUAUUAAAGAAAAUUGUAUAGUUAAUCCUGGAACCAGUUUGAGGCCCAGAUAGAUGGUGAUUAUAGAAUCAUAGAAUCAUAGAGUUGGAAGAGACCUCAUGGGCCAUCCAGACCAACUCCCUGCCAAGAAGCAGGAAAAUCACAUUCAAAACACCCCCGACAGAUGGCCAUCCAGCCUCUGUUUAAAAGUCUCCAAAAAGGACCCUCCACCACACUCCAAGGCAAAGAGUUCCACUGCUGAACAGCUCUCACAGUUAGGAAGUUCUUCCUAAUGUUCAGGUGGAAUUCCCUUUCCUGUUCCCUCCUCCCUAUGACUUCCCCUCACAUAUUUAUACAUGGCCAUCAUGUCUCCUCUCAGCCUUCUCUUCUGAAAGCUAAACAUGCCCAGCUCUUAAAGCCACUCCUCGUAGGGCUUGUUCUCUAAACCCUUGAUUAUUUUAGUUGCCCUUCUCUGGACGCAUUCCAGCUUGUCAGUAUCUCCCUUAAGUUGUGGUGCCCAGACUGGACACAGUAUUCCGGGUGUGGUCUGACCAAGGCAGAAUAGAGCGGGAGCAUAAGCCACAGAAAACUGAUAAACCACAGAGCACUGAUGCACAUUAAGGCCUUUCUUUCACAUACCUUUAUGGGUGUUCAUAGCAAUUAUCUUCAAACUGCAUUAAAUAGUCAGUGCAGAUUGGGCCAUAGAAUCUUAACUAACACACUUCUGAAGCCUCUUAAAAACUAGGAUUUUGGUUGUUCCAGUUUCAGCAAAGCUGUUUCCAAACAGACCAGCAUGUGACUUUCUCUGCAAAUCUAGCACUGAGAUCAGGAUUAAUCUGAAUCAUAGAAUAAUAGAGUUGGAAGAGACCACACGGGCCAUCCAGUCCAACCUCCUUCCAAGAAGCAGGAAAAUCCCAUUCAGAGCACCCCCUUUGAAAAGUCUAAGCAGAGCCAAAGACCACGUAAAUAACUUUAAUUCUCUUUGCUGAAAUAUUGUUGCGUGUCUUCAAGUCACUUCUGACUUGUGGUGCCCCUAAUGCAUGCUUACACAGGGGAUUCCUUGGCAAGAUUUGUUCAGAGAGCACUUGCUUUUACCUUCCUCCGAGACUGAGAAAGUGUGACUUGCCCAAGGACACCCAGUGGGUUUCCAUGGAUGAACAGGGGUUCAAACCCAAGUCUUCAAGGUCCUCAUCCAAUACUCUGAACUGCUACGCUUUUCUUUGUUGGCACUUGUCUCUUCUAUUUACCAAUGUCCAUGCAUAGCUUUGUUAGAUCUUCUCAGAGUUUAUUCAUGCAAUCCAAUAAAAAUAAUACAUGCUAGGGAAAUAUACUUUUCAUUGGUGCUUCAAAAACUCUUUGUCUACCCAAACUUUGGCAGCUCAAAUAGGAGUGGGAUUCUGAAAUGUCUUAUUUUACUCAUACAGCAAGAUCUUUUUAGCAGCCCACCCCCUUUUCGUCUUAAGUGGGUAGUAUUUAGAGCUCAGAGGGAGAAUGCUUAACCUUUUUCCUACCUGUUAUUUUCUCCCCAUCCUGAGGAUGCAAAACCUGUUACUCAUAUAUCUAAUAGGCAACAAAGAAAAAUAAAUCUCUUUGUUAUGCUGCUCAAAAUCAAAUGGGGCUCACUGGAUACAAAGGAAAACUUUUAGUCUACAAACCCCAUAUUCUGGUGCUUAUAUUACACAACUAUAUUGUGAGCAUAUGUGGGGCUUGUUUGUAUUUUUUUAUUUUUUUUGUACAAUUAUGAUGACAAGCGUAUUCCUCAAAAGGUGUACUUUGAAAAUAAAAUUAGCCACAGGUAAUAGGCAGCCUAGAUUAGACUUGACAAUUGAAUAAUUCAGUUUUUCCGCUACUUUUUAAGGAUCUGUAAAGUUCCCCAAAUAUCUGGGCAGACUACUUUCAUGCUUGAUAGAUUAUUUAUGUUACAGUAUACUUCACUGCUCAGUGAACGUGUAUCCCUGUUGCUAGGAAAAAUUGAGAAAAAUCAAGGCAAGAAAUGCAGGGUUAUUCUGUAUGGUUCUGUUGGUAAAAAAAAAAAAAGGAUCUGAAACAGGCAGCUGGCUUGCUGUAGUGGGUUUUAAAUUGGUGAUUUGUAUAAAAGCGUAAGCAAAAGAGAUGUAUAGUAACUUAACUUGUAAACAAAAAUUUUAAUGCAAUGCUUUAGUAUUUUAAUACUGUACAAAUAUAUAAUUAUAUAUUACCUAUCUAUCUAUCUAUCUAUCUAUCUAUCUAUCUAUAUAUGGGACAUGGGUUUGGAGCUGAAUUCACAUCAUGGUGCUACUCAGCCUGCUAUUAAAAAUAUAAUGUGAGCUUAAAAAAAUACAUUUAAAUGUUUGAAAAUGUUCCUACUUGUCAUAUACCUCAACACUAGUUGGCAAUAGGAUAUGAAAAUGAGAGUUAUCACAUUCUUGUAUACCAUCUUCUCCUAACUCUCUGCCCCCACAAUCUUUGGAAAAAUGGGUUGUUUUUUCUCGCUACUUGAUAUAAUAGCAAGUAUAACUUGAACUUUGACUUUUGAUGUUCUUUUCCUACAAAAUUCAGGGAUAUAUCAGCUCAUAUUCUCCAUAGUAAGCCAACAUAUCAUCCAUGUAUAUGUGAGGAAGAGAAAGGAAGUGUGUGCGCGCGUGUGUGUGUGUAUAUAUGUAAAAUUGUAUUGUGUAAAUUGAUAAAUAUAUUCACCUCAAGGGUUUUUUUAAAUUUCUAUUUUAUUGAUUUCAAGGAUCUAAUCUUUUUUUAUCCUUCUAAUUUUUGUGUAAAUGUAUUGAUGGUAACUAAAAAAGUUUUUGUUGCUAAAUUCAUUUGCUCCUUUUUUAUGUGAAUGAAAACAUUUUAACAUUUAAACUCUGUUGGGGGCCUGGUUUUUGUUUUGUUUUGCUUUGCUUUGCUUUAUUUGUAUGUUUCACACAAAUUGAAAAGUAGAAUGCACUGAGCUGACAAAAGGGAAAUGGUAAAGGCAGAGAUUUGGCAACUAACUCAUUUGCUAGAGGGCUGUGUGCAGUUCUUUCCUUUGGGAGUUCUCUUUAAACAUGUCUUUAUAGGAGACUGAAAGUCAAUGAAAUAAAACAGCAAGCAAAUUUAUUAUGGUGUUAGUCAAAAUCAUAGAUUUGGUUGAUCUCAGUGGAAAAUAUGAUGAUGGACUAGGUAGACGUUUGAUCUGAUCCAGUAAGGCUCCUCUUCAGAAGGCUCCCUUAUUUAAAAAAAUUACAAAAAUACAAACCUUAUACCUGUGCAAUAUAUAAAUCAGAGUCCCAACCCUGAAAUUAGUUGUAUUACUUUUUUGUUUUAUACAUUAAAUUGCCAUCACAAUAUUAAUUAAAAACCCCAACCUUUACAGGUCCAAUGCCUUAAUUUGGUCUGGUUUCAAAAAUAUUCCAACCCAAUAACAAUUAUGUUUAAUCAAAUGUCUUUUGAUGUCGUUGAUCAGUCAGUUUCAUAAAAGAUUGCUCUUGGAGCUGUCUCCCACCUCGCUCAAACUAAAUGCAAGCUCUUUAAAUGUGUUGUUUGGAAACAGAAGCUUUGGUUUUUCCAAAUUAAAUUGCAGUUACCAUCAGUGUCACAAGGAAGAGUCCUUCUGAUGCUCUUAUUUUAAGAAAUGCUUCAUGGGCAUAAAAUACUUCCUGGCCUUGGAGCAGAAUUGGGCAGCCUUUAAUUGCACAGAGCUCCACAGGCAUGAUGGCACUACUGGAUUCAGGGCACUUCAUUUGUUGGAUUCAUUAAACCAAAUCAAAUAUUUCCUUUAGUAAUUCAGUCUUCACAUCUGCUGUUUCUUGCCUGGCUUAAAAGAGGGCUGAUUGUUUUGACAAAUGCAAGUUACAUUCCUAAAAAGCUCUGAAAUACAUAGGAAAUUUGUCCGAUCACACAUUGUGCAAGGGAGGUUCUACAAAUAGUGUAAGCUUGGAAAAGUAACUAUUGGGUUUAUGAAUAGAAUUGUCCAUACUACAACACCCAGGAGGAUGCUGGGGAAGACAGUCUAAAAGUUACUUUUGUAAGUUGUACAUGAUUGAUAGGUUCUAGAGCAGCUUCAAGGGCUUCCACUUGGGCAGAAUGUUGCAAGAGUGGAGGACUAUGUUUGCAUUUAGGUCCAUUUUUCUCACACAGCCCUCUAGCCCAUGGUUUGCCCUUCUCUGAGUAGGAGUCCACUCCUGCGGGCAGAAUGGCAUCUUUGUAUUCAACCUGCUGUCAACUGUCAAAUAGUUUGCAAACAGGCAAAAGCUUAGUUGGAAUGGGGAGGGAGGAAGAUGUCUUGUAAAUAAGAUUUUGAUGUACAUAGCCCUGCCUCACAAUGAAUUGAGUGAGGGAAACCAGACAUGAGAAAUUUCUUGUAUAGGAUUAUCAGGUUGACUAUAGCCAUACUUGAAGAUGCUUCUGAGUGGUGUCAACUUUACUUGAAUGAUAUUUUUCUUUCAUCUUGAUUGGCGCACAGCGGCGUUCAAGUUCACUUUUAAACUAGUGGUUAACUUUUGUGUAGGAGACUUUUAACAGUUUGACACUAAGAUAAUGAACUUUUUGAAAAAUGUGUGCAUUUUCUAAGCUUAUGUUCUACUGUUUGGGUUGUGUGUUUUUUUUUAAAAAAAAACUUUACUUGCCCUCAUUUUUCAAAGGUUUCCUUGAUUUUUGUCCAUAAAAAUCUGAGAAUGGUUAUAAAUACUGUAAGUAUUGUAAUGUAAUGAAUGCAGGUUAUUUGAAAAGCUGUUUUAUUAUAUCAUUCCUGAUAACGCUGAAAUGUGGGUGUUUUUAAUAAAAUUUAUAUUUAUUUAAUGCA
Molecule: messenger RNA, 13906 nt
Organism: Anolis carolinensis (green anole)
Lineage: Eukaryota; Metazoa; Chordata; Lepidosauria; Squamata; Anolidae
Gene: tet2
Product: tet methylcytosine dioxygenase 2
Exons: 10
Coding region: 1788-7703 (1971 amino acids)
Biological process (GO): myeloid cell differentiation; positive regulation of transcription by RNA polymerase II
Cellular component (GO): nucleus
Molecular function (GO): DNA 5-methylcytosine dioxygenase activity
Source: RefSeq, a predicted model, not a curated record